UUCUGUUCUUUCUAACCCCAAGUUCGUGUAGUGAAAUGGAGCCAAAAUGGGAGAUUUCAGUACACAAGGGGGAAUUGAGCGGUUGGUAGAAGUACAACUAGUCUUCCUUUUUUAAAACAAAUGCAUAAGAAAUAAAGCUUUCUGUAUCACUGGUAUAUAACUCCAGUUCUGAUUGCUCAGAUGGACAGUUAAUUUUCUAAAAACUUUGGGAAAUGCAAUGAUCUGGUCAAACGUUAUUUUCAUAUUUGGUGACAAUAUGGGAAAGCUCAACAAUUCUGGAACAUGGUUUACCCACGUGUGCUAGAAGCGGGAAGAAGUGGGAAGCAGAGGGAACAAGAAAGCAGAAGGACCUUUUUUGCAGAAAUUUUCAUUAGGAAUGGACCUGCUUGUUUAGAGAAGGAGUGGUGGGAUGAUUCAGAAACCAGCUGCCUAGGGAUAAGGAACUCUAUCCAAGCAAUCAUGUCCCAGCUGCGCCUCUUCCUAGUGGUCCUCCUUCCAUUUCUCUCCCUUCUCCCACUGACAGCCACCAGCCACUGUGAGCCACACGCCAGCGCUGACUGCAAGAAACAUGCCAGCUUUGUACCUGGCCAUAACUUCAUUGGGGAAGGAGUUGAUAUCACCAGUCUGGAGAGAAAAGGGGCUUUUGUGGUGGACAUCAGCAAGUGGCAGGGUCCCAAUGGGACAUGUACCCUGUGUAGGAAUCGUCUGAUGCGUGGGCAAUGGCAGAAACUCCCCUUGGUUGGGGAGGAUUGGCGAGAGAGGCAAACCUGCCGCCGGCAAGCAACCAACUUUGUGGAUGAGUUAGACAUGGAUGUGGCAAAUGCAGCAGCCCAAGAAAUAGGGAAUGAUUGGAAAAUGGAGUUUGCUGAGGAUCUGAAGAAAUACUGGAAGCAGGACCUGGGGCUUUCCAACACCCAGGUGGUUUUUACUGGAUCUCGCUCUCAAAUGACCCUUUUUGCACACCAGAAAUCCCAUCAGGACCGGUAUAGCUUUCUGAGGCGUGAGAUCGAAUGUGAAUAUUACAGUCUGAGACUUCAGCAGAGUCCUCUGCUAUCCUCCCACUUUGUUCAGGCCAUAGAUAGGUUGCCCCAUAAUUAUGAUCCAGAGGAAUACCAGCAUUUCAUCAAUAUCUAUGGCACCCACUAUAUGAACCGGGUGCAUCUAGGUGGGCGAGCUCGCUUCUUAGUGGCCUUGAAAACUUGCGCCAUGGCCUUAAUGGGAUUCACAGCUGAGAAACUCAAGGAAUGCUUGGACUUGGAGGCAUCCCUACGUCAUAACGGGCUUUCGGGAUUUUUUUCCCUUAGUUCCGAAUGUGAUAAGCUCUGGGUCAGGAAAACAAGAGGGAACUUCUAUGACAUGUAUAGCAGCCAGCACGUAGAGGUGGUAGGAGGACACAAGCAGAUGCUUUUCUCAGAUAGCAGAAACAUGCAGCUCCUCACAGAGUGGAUGGAGACCACCAAAACAACCCCUGGGCUGAUAUCUUAUUCCGUUUUAUCUCUACACACCUUGUUGAACCAAGAGGAUCCAAGGAGGAAUUUGCUAAAGCGAGCCAUUGUGAGCUACAUCAACCAGAGAGCCCUAAGGAGAGACUGUCUCCAAAGUUGUCCUGAAGGGAGCUUCCACAGCUCAGACCGAAGGUGCAUCUGCAUGUGCAAGGCCAACACUGUCGUCAACGAGAAAUGCUGCGCUACUGAGCGGGGCAGGGCCUACCUCAUGUUCUAUGUGGACAGUGCAUCUGAUCUUUGGGGUGACCAUUUUUCUUCCACAGAUGCCUAUGUCAAAUUUUUUUUUCAAAAUCAGGAAAGGCGCACAAGGAUCAUCAAUGGAAACAACAAUCCUCAGUGGUUAGAAGCACUGCACUUUGGGGCUGUCACGUUGGAAGGCAGCGACUACUUUGAGGUGGAGAUUUGGGACAGUGACGUCUGGCAUGAUGACCUUUUGCAGAAAUGUUAUGGAAGGCUGUAUGCAGAAAUGAGAGAGGAAGUCUGGCUCAAAUGCCAUCCCUCUUAUGGAUAUGUUAAAUUCUAUUACAUGUUGAAGUGUGCUCCCACUCUGACCGGAUCCAGCUGCCAUAACUAUCUCCCCUCACAUCUGCCAACCUCAUAUUUCAAUGACACUAAUCCCCAUUUGGGAGCUUUGUCCUUGUCCCACAGAUUUCGUGACCAGGUGCUACAUGAGUAGGACGCAUCCUGAUAAAUCAAGGUGCUAUGCAGGGACCGAGUUGGAAAGACUCUGUUGUGGUGUCCCUAUGAAUUUUCUUCUAUAGGUCAACUAGGAAACAGUUGUUUAACAGAUGAUUCCCACAAACAUGUAUAAAUUCAGGUGGGCUCAAUAAUUUCUUCCUCCUUAACUCUUUUAUUAUGAUACACUAGUGCUUUUCCAAGUGGUCUUUUUACACUAUACAGUGGACCAUGUAUCAGGGCACCCAGUUGUGAACUUGUAACAUGAUAUGAAUCCCUUCUUGCAUAUACCAUAAUCAAAUCCUAUAUGGAUCAUAUUAUUUGUAUUUAUAGUCAGAGAAACAGCAGCCUGCUGUGAGAGGUUAAUUACACGUGUUCACAUAUGUUUCAGAGAAGGACUACUAGAAACCAAGCCUUGUUAGGAACAGUUAAAGGACUUAGGUAUAUUUAGUCUGCAAAAGAAAGUACUAAGGGGAGAUAGAAUAGCAAUCUUCAGAUAUACAAAAGAUGUCAUAUAGAUGAGUGAGUACAUUUGUUAUGGGUUAUCCCUAGCAGCAGGACCAGAAUUCACUGGGAAAGGAGGUAGAUUCAGGGAAGAGCUGUCAACCAGUGGAAGUCUGUCUCAUGAUGUGGGAUGUUCUUAAUUGGAAGUCUUCAGACAGAGGCUGGAGAGCAACCUGUCCAAAAUUGUGGGGCAAAUCUUGCACUAAGCAGGGUGUUGGACCAGGUGACUUCUGAGAUAGCUUCCAACACUAUGAUUCUGUGCAAUAUUUGGAGCCUGUAAAGCUAGCAUUAGCACCAGGUCCCACUGUUACUAGGAUCAAUUCAUACUGAUUGAUCCCUUUUCUGCCAACAUACAGUACAUGGAACCCUGAAACUGGUGGUUCCUGUACGAGGAUGGCUGCCAUUUUGAAGGAUGACUUCCUCAACCUCUCCAAUUAUAAGUCCUGGCUUACCUAUGCACCCACAGAAAAGAUCCUGGACCAGAUUCUCCCUGUACUAUUCAAGCUUCACCUCUAAUUGAUUUCAGCCACUUUCACGCAAUACAUACAAAAUAUAGAGAAAUAAAUCUUCAUAG
Python bivittatus (Burmese python) is the source of this 3258-nucleotide messenger RNA. RefSeq names its product perforin-1-like. Gene Ontology annotation, cellular component: membrane attack complex; membrane. Gene Ontology annotation, molecular function: wide pore channel activity. Lineage: Eukaryota; Metazoa; Chordata; Lepidosauria; Squamata; Pythonidae. Gene Ontology annotation, biological process: defense response to virus; immunological synapse formation; T cell mediated cytotoxicity. The record is from RefSeq and is a predicted model, not a curated record.